Messenger RNA from Gavialis gangeticus (Gharial), 8930 nucleotides. RefSeq names its product chloride intracellular channel 5 (gene CLIC5). The transcript has 7 exons. The coding region runs from base 1989 to 3179 and encodes 396 amino acids. The record is from RefSeq and is a predicted model, not a curated record. Lineage: Eukaryota; Metazoa; Chordata; Crocodylia; Gavialidae.
ACCACAUACUGCACAGCUGCACUUGUCUGGACAUGGCCCAUGUUCCCACAAAACUUCUGUUUAAGCCAAUGACCCGAGUAGAAGAUUCAUAUACUGGAUGAGAUGCAUUUUUCAACAGAGAUGUUCUGAUCUAGUGACAGCUUGGCUGGAGAUCUAGAGAGCAGAAAAUCUCCCAGUUUUCCCACUCCUCACCUAUCCCCAGACUAUCCAUGUUGUUCCCAUAAACUUCAGUUCCUUUUCUAUGCAACUCCCUGCUGUGCAACUGUACUAGUCCUACCACCAAGGGGCCCUCUAUGUUCAGAAAGAAGGGGAUUGGAUUUGUCAAUGAAUAUUCUCUAUAAUGUUGUUUUGGAAGUGGUGUAGAGAUGAGAUUGCAUAAAAAUGUCAGUAUUGCCAACUCAUUAUUCUCUUACAAGUUUUAUGGUAGUUUGGAGUGAAACUCUGGCUCCUCUUAAAGCUCUCAUUGACUUCAGUGGAACCAGCAUUUAAUUCCUCAUGUUUUAUUUAAGACACCCCCCCCCCAUUUCUGAAGACCAAUAACCUCCAUAACUUCAUUUAAAAAUUUUCUAAAUGUCUAACCCUUAUAUUUGAAUGAAAAAGCUUAAUAACUGGACCUGAGUGAACCCUAGAGACUCAAAAAACAGAAAUAAAUAAAAGAUUCUGGACUAUAUUGUAAUUAUUUUAAAUCUCAUGGGUUUUCAGCCACUCCCAGUUUUGCAGAUCUGAGACAAGUUCUGAAUGUUUGAGUUAGCUACAUAGCACAGCAUGUACAGUGGGCAUGUUUGAUAAACUCUUAACUAGAACUUGAGAAGAUGCUCAAGAAAUGUACCCAAAUUACACAUAGAAAAAAUGGAGAUAAAAUGUAUCUUGUUCUCUUAAUAGAUACUGUUUGUAAUUUACACAAGGUUAUCAGUAAUCUUCUAAAAGUUAUCAAUAAGUAAUAGUUAUACAUCCCUGAAGGCCCCAAUAUAUGCCAGUUCAGAAGUAUACUCAUAGCAUUAUAGAAAAUAAGUUAUUGAGGCUUAAGAGGUAAUCUAGUCUCUCCUCCUGCCCAAAGGCAGGGCCAACUAUACUGAAGCUAUAUCUGACAGGUAUUUGGCUAUGCUACUUUUAUAAACGUCCAGUGACAGAGGUUCUGCCACAUUGUGAGGUAAUCUCUUCCAGUGUUUAACUGUCCUUACAGUUAUAUGCCAGCAUAUCUUUGUCAUUCAGAGAUUUCUCUGUCUCUGUGAGUAGGUGUUUGUUCCAGAUAAGGAAUUAAGAUUUUACUUGCCACAUUUUUGCUGUAUGCAGGAAGAUUAAUCAUACAUAUUUAGAAUGGUUCCUAGCUCUUUCAGAAUGAUUUUAGUGACAAAUCUAGCAGUAUCCUGGUUUAAUAAGUUUAAAAGUUACCACUCUUGCUUUUUGACUGUUAUGAGUACCUUGUUAGUAUGAAUGUAACAAUAAUGACUCUGAACCCCAGCAGAAAUGGGUGGUGAUAUGUCCUCUCCUCUUCAUCCUUAUAAGGAAUACCAAUCCAGCUAUGACAGACAACUCCUAGCCCAGUCCUUGCAAUGAGGAUACAGAAGGAAAAGUAUUUUUCCACCUUCUCCCUUUUCUUGCCUUUAUGUAGGAUUUAGCAUAGUCAAGCCUUAAGAUUUUAAAUUUAAUUAAAACAUAGCAGACAGAAAAAAUGAGAGCUGUUUUGAAACUUACAAGUCCAGAUUCAGACUUUUGUGACUUGGAAUCAUAUCUAAUAAAAUGAAUAUAUAAAACUUACACCAGAGUGUAAAUGUUGCAUAUAUAAAAUUGGAGGUGCAUUAUAUGUAAUAACACUUAUCACUUAUAUAGCCCUUUCCUUUUCUAGAUUUCAAAGCAGUUUACAAAGGCAAUUAUCAUUACUUUCCCUAUUUUACACGUAGGGAAAAUGAAGCAAGGAGAGAAGAAGGGAAUUGCCAGAGGUUUUGCAUCCCUCAGAGGAGAACAAAAAGCAAAAUCCAGCAGCCAGCAUGGAAAACGGAGAUUUUACCAACACAUAUGAAAACACAAAGAAUGGUAACCUCUAUGAAAUUCCAGAAUCAGAGGAAGUAAAAGAUGAUCAUCUUUAUGAUCAAGUCCAGAAAGACCCGGCAUCACCUUCCUCCACAGCCACUCCAGAGAGCAUGGACAUCAGCUGUCAGGACAGCUCAGAGAGCAGCUGCAGUAACUCUGUAUCUUCUCAUCAAGGAGGUGAUGGGGAGGAUGGUUCAGCUUCAUCUCAGCAGGGUGCUGAAGAAGACCAGGGACGUCAGGAAGAGCUGGAACUGAUGAGUCCACGGGAGGAUGACAAAGAUAUGCGGGGCAUGAUGUUUGGAAGUAGAAUGCUUUCUCCAACUAAUUUCCAACUCCCAAAGAGCCCGGGCCCUUCCACCAGCUUCCCAGUUCCUAGUAGAUAUCCCCUUAACAACAACUUGGGAGAAAAUGACAACUUAGCAAAGGAAGACUGUGAGAUUUUCCUUUAUGUCAAGGCUGGUAUGGAUGGAGAAAGUAUUGGGAACUGUCCUUUCUCACAACGUCUCUUCAUGAUCCUGUGGCUCAAAGGCGUUGUGUUCAAUGUCACUACAGUUGAUUUAAAAAGAAAACCAGCUGAUCUGCACAACUUGGCACCUGGGACUCAUCCCCCAUUCUUGACUUUUAAUGGGGAGGUCAAGACAGACAUCAACAAAAUUGAGGAGUUCCUGGAAGAGACCCUUGCACCUCCAAAGUAUCCCAAGCUUGCUGCUAAGCACCGUGAAUCAAACACUGCAGGAAUAGAUAUCUUCUCCAAAUUCUCAGCAUACAUCAAAAACACUAAGCAGCAGGAUAAUGCAACCCUUGAGAAGGGUUUGACAAAGGCUUUAAAGAAGCUGGAUGACUAUCUGAGCAACCCUCUGCCUGAAGAGAUUGAUGCAAACAAAACCCAAGAGGAGAAGGUAUCCAAGCGCAAGUUUCUGGAUGGGGAUGAGCUAACACUUGCUGACUGCAACCUUCUGCCCAAGCUCCAUGUUGUUAAGAUUGUCACAAAGAAAUAUCGCAACUAUGAAUUCCCAACAGAGAUGACAGGACUGUGGCGGUACCUGAAGAAUGCCUACGCCAGGGAUGAAUUCACCAACACCUGUGCUGCGGACAAAGAAAUUGAACAAGCCUAUGCAGAUGUGGCCAAGCGGCUCAGCAAAUCCUAACUGACACCUGUAUACACCAGCACAGGCUCAGUGUCCCUGCAGAUCUCCAUUUCACAGACUCCUUUCCUUGUUGCCUUAGGAUAUAUUUGUCAUUACACUAUGUGGUUGGCAUCCCCAUGAUUUCAGCUGUUAAAGUGAAUUGGUCAGGGAUAAAUCUGCCUCUCCCUUGAGAAAACAUAAGGCAACCACAGUGCAAGGCUAGGGGAGACCCUCUGAAAUCCAAACCUAAGAUCUGGAGCGAGUAUUAUCAUUUGCAAUCAGUAUUUGAAAAUAGUCCUUUUAUUUUUUUGGUGGUGGUGGGGAGGGGAAUAUCAGCCACCUAACUUGUCUGACUAGGGCCUUUAAAACUAGCCAUUUUAGCUGAAAUUUCAAAUAGCUGGAGUUGGAAAGUACAGAACUCGUCCUUCCCUGGCUUGUGCCAAGGGCACCUUUUUCUGUUGUGAUCUAUUUAAAAAAAUCACUGCUGUUGGGACCUUGAGGUAAGAGAAAUAUGUGUGUGAGAGCAUGAAGGGAAAAACCCUCUGAGAAGUUAUAUUGAAAAACAUCCUUCAAUACAGCUUCUUAUUUAACAGGGCUAAGGGGUCUAUAAGAUAUUUAUUAACUUGACAGUAGUGGAGGAAGGAUUAGUGAAUAUGUCCAACUUGCUACUUUGCAUCUGACUUGCAUACUUCAAUUUGAACUUUUAAAGGAAAAUAGAAUGAGACAUUGAGCGGACAUUCCUUGGAAGAACAGCAUUGAUGCCAAAAAAGCCCACUCGAUGUGCAAGUCAGUGGAGGGACUCAGGCACUGCACUGAUAGGGGCCAUAAGAUUACUCAGUUGUAUCCUCACAGAAAUCAUCACAGUUGGCUGAAUUCUUUUGGGCAGUUGCAUCUUCGCUGUAUAUUUGCCAGCUUUGUUGUUAUGGAGACAUGGCUGCAGAGUAGAAACUGGUUGCCUCAAGUGAAGAGAAAUACCUUCUUUCUUUUUAAGCUCCAGCUAGGUCACUCUCCAGCCUUCCUCUCCCAUUACAGAAAACAGAGUGGCUUGAAGCUAUUCAUUAGGAUGAGUUGGGAAGGAGUCCCUAAAGAAAAGACCCAAGGAAGAAUGUCUUGCAUUUGAAAGCUUGUCUGACUAUCCCAACUACAUCAUUAGUCUUCUGAAAGAUACUGUCGUAAGAAACUUUUGCCUCUCACAUAAAAAGGAAGACUCCCAUUCCUAACUGGAAAGUUGGCAAGUAUACUAGCUCACGUAAAAGCAUGGUGGCUUGGUUUUACUCAUUCCCGUGUUUCAUAUAGCUACCAUUUAAUGACCCUCCUGAUUGCUCACUUGGACUGCUUUUGGCAACUGGCUAUUUUGUGCUGUGGGCAGCUCUGCAUGCCGCAAUCUGCUUUGUGCUGAACUUUACUGGUGUAUCUCUUUAAGAAAUUAAGGGUAGCUAUUCUUUUGUACAGGACAGAAAAGGCUAAGUGUAUGCACAUAUUAAAGACAAGACUUUCAAUCCAGAUCUAUCGAUUUGGAAGGAGUUGCAGUUUUUUAAAGAUAAAAUAAGUUGACCUCAAGUACUCAUUGGCUCCAGUCCUGGUCAGACCCCUGCUCCUGCUUGGGACUAGCAAACCUUUACAUGAAGGAAGGGCUUACAGUAAGAAACUCUAGCGCUGGUUUACAGUUAGAAAGAACUGGACUGGAGAUUACUGACAAGUUCAGAUUUGGCUCUAGUACACUGGUGUAGAUCUGGAGUAAUUCCAUGGAUGUUGGUGGAGUUAUUCUGUUUUCACACCAGCCCAACAGGGAGCAGAAUAUUGGCCACUGAUUGCAAGGACAUUUUGUAGCUGACUAGCAUUUUGCCCAUGGCAAUCAGUUUGUUCUGAACUUUCCAAAAGCUUAGUUGAAAGUCCACGAACUCCCUGGUCUUCCCUCGAUAUGGGCUUUUUAAACAAAGGCGAGACUGGAGGGCAGAGACUCACACACUUCAAAAUAUUGCUGAGAAAUCAACUGGCUCAGAGAGCAUGAGUAACAGCCAGGAAAAUCCAAUGAGAUUAGAAGAGACUGAACAAGCACAUAUGGCUUGUUAAACUCUUUUCUUCAUCAGAUUGGAAUUAUUUGUAUUUUAAAUAGAUAUUUGAUUGUUUGUUUAUUUUGUUUGAUUUGGUCUUUUCUUUCUGUCUCUUUUUUCAUUCAGCCUAUGGGCUGGGCUGAUUCUUACUGUAAGAAUGUGUUAUAACCAGGGCUUGCAAAUUAUUUUGUAAUGAGCAGUGCUUUCCUGAUGUCUGACUAAUGGCUGGUUUGGAUUUUUUUCCAGCAUGCCUUGGCAGGCAGAGCUCUGAUCAAUGGAGACUGUGUUUUUCUCCAUCAUCAUUUCCCAGGUUUAUAUUUCAAUUAGAAGCUUUGUCUAAUCAGAACUGUGUGAACUGUGAAUAAAAAAAAGUAGGAGGCAGAUGCAGCCUGCUGCUCUGGGCAUAUUUCACUUGGCUCCUUUAUGAAAUGUGUAGAGACAGUGGGUCUUGGGGAAGGUAGAUGAAGCAGUUCAGGACUGAUGCUAAUAUCUGCUGUCCUCAGUUUCUUGAACCAAACUUGAAUAAAACCUUGAAAGGUUCUGUAAUAUUCUAAUACAGAUUCUUUACAUUUUCCCUACAACGCAGUCUAAAGAAAACUACGCAUUUUUAGUUCUGAACAAAAUUCUUGUCAGAACUGUAGAAAUCCUAAAUUCUUUUGCCAGAAUUAUUUUACUCCCAACAAAAUGUGGAUUUUCAAUGCAAUGGACAGUUUGAUUAAAUAAUCUGCAUUUUCAUUGAAAAUUUGGGGGAUUUCAGUAUAAAAACUGAAAAUCCCCAAACCUCUAUUUCUUUUGUAAGUGAAACACUGAGUAUUUUAGAGAUUUUUUUUCAACAGCACCCUGAAAAAUUAAAAAGAAUGAUGAAAAUGAAAUAAUGCUUUUAGCAAAAGUUUCACCAGGAAAAAUAUCUAUAUUUUGACCUACUCUACCUCAAAUUUAGUAUAGAAAUCCAAGCCUGGAUCUUGAAUGUUGUACCUUCUCCCUUACUAUACUGGACUGACCUAAGUUUCUGGGUGGAUUCAGAAACUCCUUGAAAUUUGUAUGGUUUGAAAUUCAAAGUCAGAUUUUCAGAUGUCACAUUUGCUCGCCUUUGUACUUCUUGCCUUUAGCCAUGGCCAAAAGUAGGCAGCGCUUGGUAUCUUGCACAGAAAAUUAUUUUUCUGUAAUUUCCAGUCCAGCUCUCUGGACCCAAGAUAUUAAAUGAGCUUCUUUUUCCCAUCACCAGUAAGAUUUCAAAGAGCUCCAGGACUCUUCUAUGCUGGGUAUUUUUGUGCCCUUCCAUUGUAUUUAGAAUUGCAAGUAGUAAAUGUUAAUCAUGCAGAAGGUUGUUUAUCUACAUUGGCAAAGCAGCAUUUCUGAAAAGAAUCUAAGUGACAAGACAGACAGUACAGAUUUACAAUAACUUUGUUCAUAAAUUUCUUUCAAGAUGUAAAGAAAGACAUAGUGCAGAAGGGGAAGACGCCAACAAUAUGGAUUUAAUCAUCUACAUUUCAGAAAUGCAGACCAAAUGUCUGUAAAGAUGUCCAUUUCUUCCAAACAUUUCUUAGAUAUUUUUUUCAAAGAUACCGGUUCACUCAGUCCAACACUCCAUUCAUAUUGGAACCAAUAUUGAAUCCUCUUUCAUUAAUAUUAAUGUUGGCCUUUUGGGCAAACUCAUACAUUAGUAACACUCUUUCUUUCUGUUAGGAUAUGUGAGUUGCCAAAAAGUCGCCUUAGCUGAAAAGGUGAGAAAACUAGAGAGUAUGUGAUUCUAGGAUGCUUAUAUUUGGAAUCAUGACAAACACUUGUCCUUUCCAAGGAAAGGAAAUUUUCAGAGGUUAUUGUUUUCUCUGAGAAUGCCAAUCUCAUGGUAUGUAUUGCUAUCUAUGCACUUAUGGGAUGUCAGUGUUGUUCUGUGUUUCAGUCAGUUUAAAGGUAACUGGCAGGGAAAAAUAUCAGGUACACAUUACAAGGGAGUCGGGUAAAGGGACUAAGCAGAUGAAAGCAGCACAAUGUGUUCCUAAAAGUGAGGCAGACCAUGAUUUUUGCAUGGUGUCUGUUUCAGUAAGACAUGUAUUAAUCCCUUAUGCUUUUCUCUCUCUUUCUCUUCCUAUUCCACUCCAAUUCCUGAUUUUUUUUUCUUCUCCUUCUUUAGUCUCUAUACCUACAACAAAACCCAACAGAAACAGGUACAUAAGCAUUAGAGAUACAAAAGACCAGGGCUUUUAACUACAGGUGGUGGUCAGGGCCAUCCUGCCUUUCCAUAUCAUUAGAUAGCAUAGAGAUCAUGGCUAGAUCCCAGACAGAAGUUCCAGGGGAGCCAUAAUGUGGAAAAGAUGAGAAACCACAUUUUAGAGCACCACCUCCUGAUUCCAGAUAUUAAUCUAAUACUAUGCAUUUGUUCAAAGACCAGAGAUCUCAACAACUCUUUUCUAAACCAUGCAGUGAAAGUGAGAAGCAAAAUGGAUGUCUAUGUUGCCACUUUCCUGCUAAGGUAGAUAUUUUGGUGCAUAGCAAUGAAAUGGUUGAAAAACUAGCCAGAGAGAAAUUUCACAGUCAUACAAACUCCAGGAGUUGAUGGAAAGUUUCACAUUUUAGUAUACACUUAACUUUUAAAGCAACAUAAACAAAUCCUCCCCUCCAUUUUAUAUAUCUAUAUUUUAGGCACGGGUAAAUUUGAAUGUAUUUAUUAUUCCACUCAGCAUAAUAAUUGUUCCUUUUGGUUUUGAUUUAAGAAAUAUUUUUCCAAGAUUUUUGUCUUUUGCUGUGUCUUUCAUCUCUUCAUUAAUGCUAACAUCUUACAAUGCCAGAGGAGGCAGGGAAGAACUGAAGCUUAGACUUAUUGAGUAAUUGGAGAAGCUAGUAAUUUGGGGGAAAUUUUAGUAUUAAAGCCUCUUUAUGAAAUCCAUGUAAGGAUAUGUAACACUUAACUUGGGAUCCUAGAAACAUUUUAACCAAGGAUACUAUAUUAUAGGGUCUAGAUUAGAACUGUCAGCACAGAACUGAGCCACUUGAUGGCUGGUCUUUCCAGAAGUAGUCCCAGAUGACACAACGGCACAGACUCUUCUCUGAGUCACAGUGGUUUCCUUGCCUCCAUGCUAUUUCCAGGUUGUAACUGACUGUUGGCCACUGUCAGUAAGAAAUUAUGACACUCCACUUGUGUUGCAUCUGCUGGCAUAUAAGAGGAGAAAGAGGUGCAAUCAUAAAAUUUGAGAAUCACUGGCCUACAAGUGUCUUCCCACAUUCCUUGAUGGUGUCCCAUAGCAUAACUAUGCCUUCAUUGUGUUGGCUUCACUCUUACCCUGAACUGGCUGAAACCUCCCCUCAAAUAGGGUGAUUAUUUUUUUAAUUGAAUGAAACUCCAAAUGUGCUUUAAUGGUUCUCAACGUAACACUGUCAGUUCUCACCACAGGAUUGAAUUUGUUGGCAGAAAUUAAAUUAAAUUAAAAUAGUAAAACUUGGGUAUUGCUAAUGGGUACUACAGGGAGCCCUAAAAGGAGUUCAUGUUGUAGACACGUAGCCCCAGUGAACAUCCUUUAUUUCCCAAAGAAUCGUUUGAGUUGGAAGUGGGUCAAAUCCAUCUAUCCACUGCACUGCAACAGGAUUGUGUCAGUUGUUCCUAAACCCUCCCUCUAGAUCUAUAAAUAUUUUGUGAGAUGACUGCUGGCACCAAAUUAAUCUCUUUUUAUUGCACUAAAUUAACUACUGUUGUUUGGAAAUAAGGAAUAAAUAAAUAACA